Molecule: messenger RNA, 2748 nt
Organism: Rubroshorea leprosula
Lineage: Eukaryota; Viridiplantae; Streptophyta; Magnoliopsida; Malvales; Dipterocarpaceae
Source: the annotation of a GenBank genome assembly
CAAAACUGUUCGGCCUUCACAGAGAAGACCAGAAGGAGACACAGUUCAAUACGAAGCAGGUGACACGCCUCUGCUUGCUUCCCCUCUUCUUUGGUGUUUCGUCGUUUUUGCGUUUGAAUUAAGCUGGAUAUGAAUUUGCAUCGUACCGCGCCUACAAGCUUUGUUCUUCUCGUCUGGUUUCGCUGAUCCGAUCGCUUAAACCCUAGCUCUUUCUCUUUGAAUUUGAGAGAGCGGCUGAUCGGAUGCUUGAUUGAAUGAUCCUGUCGUUUUGCGGAGCGAUAGGUGGGGAAUUGUAGAGAGAGAGAGUGAAAGAAGAUGCAGAGACGAAGUCCACCCAAGCACAGGCACGAUGGGACUUCGCCACUGCCUCUCGGGAUGGAUUGGAGUCCUCCACCUAGAAAAUGGAAUGGGCAGGAAACUGUUUGGCCACAUGAUUUUCAUACAGGAUGGAGUUACUGUGUUACAAUACCCUCUUGGGCUGUCCUCCCAAAAUCAAGAGAUUCAGAUCCUGUAGUGUUUUAUAGGGUUCAGAUUGGCAUACAAUCACCAGAAGGGAUUACAACUACACGUGGAGUGUUGAGAAGAUUUAAUGAUUUUUUGAAGUUGUUUACUGAUCUUAAAAAGGCAUUUCCAAAGAAAAGUCUCCCACCAGCUCCACCUAAGGGACUAUUGCGUUUGAAAAGCAGGGCACUAUUGGAAGAGAGAAGGUGCUCACUAGAAGAAUGGAUGGCAAAGCUACUAUCUGACAUCGAUUUGUCAAGAAGUGUUGCGGUGGCAUCCUUUCUUGAGCUUGAAGCUGCUGCGAGGUCUUCAUUUCAAGACAUAAAUGAAAGCACUUCAGAAGCAAAUGCUGCUGAAAAUAGCACAAUUUUGUCAUCUCAGGUUCUCUCACAGCAGAGCUUACCUCCUUUUGCUGGUACUUCAUCAAUCAUGUCAGAUUAUUAUGGUAGUGAUACUGCAUAUGAGGCCUCUGAGCUUGGGACGCCAAGUUUAGGAAGAGAUGACAAUUCUGAACUUGGUUUGGAGGAGCUGACACUGGAUGAGGAUUUGACAGGUCCAAUAGAAAAAUUUGUGAAGUAUGGUAUGACCAACAUUGAUGAGGGGUUAUCCAUGGGACAGACAAUUCUAGACCAGCUUGAAGGUUUUCCUAGGCAUAAAGCACAAACCAGAAAUAACAAUGAUUCUGUGAGAAAAGAUCCAUAUGUUGGAAAUGGUUCUAGAGCUUCAUUUCUUGCCGGUAAUGGAUUGGAGCUUUUCUCGGAACCAGAGGUGGGUAAGGCAGUUAGCCAUGCUCGAAAACUAUCAAAUGAAAGUGUUGGAAGUGACAUAAGUUCUCUAAAGGGUAGUGAAAUGUCAAACUCUGGUGUUCCAAAUUUGUCUGGUGAUGGGUCUCUUGGCCCUCAUGGAAGCAUUGAGGAUUCAAGUAUCACUGUAAAUGUUGGCAACCCAGAAUUGCAGUUUUCAGGGGAUGCACAAAUAGUUCUUCCUUUGGAUCAGCGUCAUAAGAUGAACAGAGUUCUUUUGGCUAUGCAGCGUAGACUGGUCACUGCAAAAACAGACAUGGAGGAUCUCAUGGCAAGACUGUACCAAGAAAUAGCAGUGAAAGAUUACCUUGCAGCAAAGGUCAAUGAUUUGGAAGUUGAACUUGAAACCACGAAACAGAAAAGUAAAGAGAACCUGCAGCUGGCUAUUUUGGAUGAAAGGGAAAGGUUUACUAAAAUGCAGUGGGAAAUGGAGGAACUGCGACGGAAAUCUUUGGAAAUGGAGUUGAAGUUGCAUACCAAACAGAGUGAGAAGCCAAAUGCAGAGCCAACUGAACAAUCUGCUCCUCAGGAGAAAGAUGUGAUGUUGCAUGCUACUAAAGAGCAGCUUGACAGUUUGUCAAGGAAAUAUGAAGAGCUGGAGGCAAAAUCAAAAGCAGAUAUUAAAGUCCUCAUUAAAGAGGUUAAAUCCCUUAGGAAUUCACAAAGAGAACUAAAUCAUGAGCUUAGUCAAACAAUUACAGAAAAGUCUGAAACUGAGGAACUCCUUAAACAGGAAAGACAAAUCAGUGAGCAUGCAAGAUCCACUAGAGAAAAGCUGCUUAGUGAUUGCAGAGUUCUAUACAACCAACUUCUUGAAUGUAAUCUUAACUUGUCCAUUACUGAUGAUGAAGACUCUCUCGUGGAUUCAUCCUCACUAGCAGAUGCUCUCAAUUUGCUAACUACCUCUGACAAUAAAAUUAGCCUCCUACUUGCUGAGGCAGAAGUUUUAGCAAAGGAUGGUGGAGCUAACCCAGGGGACAUUGAUAGGGCACAUGAAAAUGAUGAAGCUAUGAGAAUAGAUGAUGAGUUGAGGAAGUUGCUGGCUAAUAUCUUCAUCAACAAUGCUAAACUAAGAAAGCAGGUGAACUCCCUGAUAAGGCAUAGGCUAAAUACAGGUAUCAUGUCUAGCAAUAAUACUACAGAAUCAAGUGAGUCAUUGGAAAGACGAAAAGAAAACUGAAUUGAAAUAUCAUUUUGUAGAGAAUUACGAGUCUUCCCAUCUUUGUUAGUGUUCCUAGUAAUCCAUCCUAAUCAUGAAUCAGGAUCUCAAUACUUGUACAAUUUGGCGGUAACACAUAAAGGCAAAUCUCCAGUUUUUGUAUCAUGUUUAGUGACUUGAUGAAUUCAAUACUGAAAUAAAAAGAAAGGUUCAAAACUGAAAGUGUAUUGGUUUGUAUUCCCUUUUUGGGUCUGAACUAAUGAUAAGUAUCACAUUGAUUGUCAA